AAUUAUAUAAUUAAAUUAAUUAUUAAAAAAUUAUAAUUUGAUAAUCUAAAUAAAAUGCAUCCAUAAUUUAUUAUUAACAAUCCUUAAGCUAACUUGAACCCUUCAUAUCAAUUAGUUUCAUAAUACCCAGUCGAAUAGGCACUUCUAUCCUAAUACUUAAGCCAAGGUUGCGGAUUAACUCCUUUAAUAAUCCCUGCUUCUUGCCUUUAAACAAAUUUUCUUGUUCCCAGUAUUGCCUAACCUGCCUAAUAAAUUACUCUUUAAUAAUUGUAAUAACUUUAAAACCAACAAUAAUAACCUUAGUUAUGGGUCUAAAAUGGUUAAAUUAUGAGCCAAGCCCCUCAAAUGGGUUAAUUACAAAUAUUAAUUCCUUAAAACUAAAAGUAAUAAGUCUAUGAAAAUAAUGAAUUUGAUUUUUUCCCUAUGCAAUAACAGCAAGUAAAUUUGAAUCGUGACAGCUUUUCCACAGUAUUUUUAAAUAAUGGCUUAAAUAAUUAAUAAAAUGAUCUCUUAAAAAUGUAAAAUUAACAAUUAAUAAAUUAAUAACAAGCUCACUUCUAGAACACCCUCUAAGUUCUUGAAAGUCCUCAACAGUAAUAAAGAGAGUAGAUGAAUUGCGGCAUACAAUACUAAUAACCUUUAGAAUUUUAGCACAUUUAAGGUAAUCACUUGAAUUCCAACAAUACUGUAUAGAAUUAGUAAAUUUACUCCAGCUGCGCUAAAUUUUCUAUUAAUGAAUUGUAAAAAGUAGAGCACUCGAAUUAAUAAAAAGAGUAACUAUCCAAUAUUAAUAGCAAUAAUUAUAGCACUCCCUCACUGACUACAUCUUUAAAACUUAUUAACAAUCCUACUUCUUCUUCUGUAUCUACAUCUCGCUCCACAACUUUCUCAGCAAAUGAAAGCGCUCAAAUUAUCCCUAAGAUCAAACAAGAGGCUAUCCACGAUUUCUAAUAAGAAGACGAAUAGAUGGAAAGCUAAAGCUAAAUUGAGCACUAGCUCCUCAGCAGUGAUUGUGAUGAAUCCAACAUAGAGCAACCUUUAAGCUCUUACUAACUCAGUAAAGACCUUGAAGAAGCCCUUAAAACAAUGCAGACUUCAACUUUCUGCCAAAAUGGAGAACUAAUUUUUUCUCCCUAAUACGGAAAAUAAUUCAAGCUCAAGCAAUCUCUUUGCAAAAAUGACGAUAUAGUUUUCUCUAAAAUCAAAGAAUACAGAAAGAAUAGACGUCACCUUAAUAACGGAAAGGAAGAUGAUAACCAAGGAAAUCCUUAAAAAGUCAAUUCUAAGUUCCACAACUUAAACAAGCUCUUUAUGUAUAAAUUGUUAGCUACUUUCUAGCAAAAAAAUUUAAUCGAAUUAGAUGUCCCUCAAUACCUUCACGGCAUUCUCUUAAAAUUAAUAAUGCGUCUCAAGCAAUCCACUAAAGAAAUGAAAAACUACAAUAAGAAAACAGAAUUCUUCUCUCAUGAUCACUAUAAUUUGCUCUUCCUUCACUUGAAUGAGCGUACCUUAAAAUACUUAAUCCACAGUCCCUUCUCUAUUUAUCUUCAUAAAUUGUGCUUCAAUUUAGACCUUAAUUAAUUUGAUUAGAAUGAUUGCUCCUCUUUCAUAUAAAUAAAUUGCGAAAAAAUACAAUACAUUAAUAUCAUAAAGAGAUUCUGUUGCCAGAUAGUAUAGAAUUCAAACAUGCUUGGUGUAUACCAAGACCAGGAAGACUCUAAUAAAAACCAAGACUCUGAGUCUGAACCUAUGGCUAGUGAAAGCAACGAAAACAGUUUAGAAGGAAAAAAGAAAAGUUGUAAAAGCUCUUCUUCCAAGUCAUUGGAAUUAUAAAACUAAUCCCAAAGAUAAAAUAUGAGAUAAGCAUAUACUCAAAGGGCAUUAAAAGGCAUCUAAUCACUAAACUAAGGAGUUAUUAUUAGGAGAUUCUGA
Molecule: messenger RNA, 1932 nt
Organism: Tetrahymena thermophila SB210
Lineage: Eukaryota; Ciliophora; Oligohymenophorea; Hymenostomatida; Tetrahymenidae
Exons: 1
Source: RefSeq, a predicted model, not a curated record